Molecule: messenger RNA, 1470 nt
Organism: Actinia tenebrosa (Australian red waratah sea anemone)
Lineage: Eukaryota; Metazoa; Cnidaria; Anthozoa; Actiniaria; Actiniidae
Biological process (GO): carbohydrate metabolic process
Cellular component (GO): extracellular region
Molecular function (GO): chitin binding; chitinase activity
Source: RefSeq, a predicted model, not a curated record
AUAAUAUAUAUAUAGUCUCUUGUUUUCAUCAAGCAUUAUUUAUUUUGAGGUGGAUACCCUUGAGUGAAGAAGAAUGAGAUCCGUACUGAUUUUGCUGGUCGUUGCUUUUGCAGCUGGGAUUUGGGCGAAGAGAGAGAACUACACAGGCCGUCAACGCCUGGUAGGAUACUGGGGACAGAAUGGAGCUGGUCCAGCCAAUGGACCAAGCAACUACGAGAGAUCAUUAGCUGAAACAUGCAGGACUACGAAAUACGACAUCAUUGCCGUGUCUUUUGUCAUUAUCUUCUGGGAUUCUCGCAACAAAGAUAGCCUUCCAUCGCUGAACUUUGCCUACCAUUGUGAAAAAAGCAUAUCCCCCCAGUACCCCUUCCUCCUUCGUUGUCCAAAGAUCGAAGAGGGAAUCAAGGUAUGUCAGGGCCUGGGCAAGAAAGUUAUCAUGUCUGUGGGUGGUGCAACUGGUGAUGGCACUCUACCGACCCCCGCUAAAGCCCGAGAAUUGGCACAAACGUUUUAUGAUUUAUUCCUCGGUGGCAGCAGAAUGGAUGGCUCGUUGAACCUGAGACCAUUCGGCAGUGCCGUGAUGGACGGUAUUGAUCUAGAUAUCGAAGGUGGUCGUGGAGAUAAUUACGGUGAUUUCAUCAAGGAGAUGCGAAGAAUCAUGGAUGCUGAUCAAAGCAAGGUUUACCUGUUAACGGGUGCCCCACAAUGUCCAUAUCCAGAUCAUCACUUGGGGCCUGGUGGAAAUUCAGGGCUUGAAUUAGCUGGAGAAGACAUGGAUCACUUGUAUAUCCAGUUCUAUAACAACUACUGCCACACCGGGGCUGGAAACUGGUUCGACUCAACUCUAAAACAAUGGCUUGACUUUUCUAAAUCCAGAAGUCCACGAGGCCCUUUGAUUUUCAUUGGAAUGCCAGCUGCAACAGGAGGUGCAAGCGGGGCUCAUUUUUAUCGCCCUCCAGCUGAGCUAAGGGCCUUAUAUCAAAAAGUUCGUGACUUGCCUGGAAUCGGUGGAAUCAUGCUUUGGGAUGUUUCUUGGGAUCAGAACAAUGUAAUCAGUGGAAAGCGUUACUCAGAGGUUGCCUUUUCUCUGCUGAAGGGAUCUACAGUCGUGCCCACGGGUUCACCAGGAGUGAGCACUGAGCCUCCUAUCAAUCCGCCUGGCCCAACCACACUGCCUCCCACAACCAAGCCAGCAGGCCCCUUUUCUUGUUCUGGAAAACAGGAUGGUACAUACGCAGAUCCUGCCGAUUGCACCAAAUAUCACCAAUGCUAUAGUGGAACGAAAUACAGCUUCGCUUGUCCAAAUGGAUUGAAUUUCAACCCCAAGAUCAAAGCCUGUGAUUGGCCAGCUAACGUCCGAUGUUGAAUAAGGCUACCAUGCCUAAUUACUAGCAGAUAGCUGAGAAAAUCAUCUAUAACUGAAGUCAUCAUGAGAUUAAAGAGCUUAAAAUAAAAUUCAUGUUGAGACUA